Molecule: messenger RNA, 1334 nt
Organism: Chilo suppressalis (striped riceborer)
Lineage: Eukaryota; Metazoa; Arthropoda; Insecta; Lepidoptera; Crambidae
Source: the annotation of a GenBank genome assembly
UUAGAAUGCGUCACACCGACAUUCUAAUGUAAAAAGAAAAACAGAAUAAUUUAACUUAAGACUAGGCUGUAUGGGCAUUGUUCCCGUUGCCUUCCCUGAAAAGGGAGAACUUAACCAAUAAAAUAAAUAAAAAAAAACGUCAUACGACAUUAAAACUCAUUCACACAAAUAAAGGGUAGUAAUUUUUGGACUUAUAGUAUACUCAUAUAUAGUAUCAAAGUAGUCUGUGCUUGUCACGGCCGAAACUACAAUUGUACAGUUGAAUUUUAAUUUUGUAAGAAAUAUUGUUUGUUAUAUUUUCAAGUUUACUUAUUGUUGGUCAAUGUCAGGAUAUCUUUGGGGCAUAGGGCAACUCGUAAAUGACCCAUCGGCGCAUUUAAUUGAUGCCAUACAAAAGCAUAUUUUGAAAAAACAUGCACCAACCGUGACCAAUGAAGAUGGUUCCAAUAAUCCAUGUGCCAAACCAUCGUGUAGCUUUACAAAAACAAGUAGUAGAAAUUUAGAUGGUAAAAAAAAAACCGGAUGUGGUCUGUCAGCUGUGCCAAAUAGCAGCAAAUUAACGGAACCCAAAACUAAAUCAACAGUCACUCAAGUAGGGAACGGUCCAGUAAAACGUCGUCAUGUCUCGACCCAAUGCCAAAGAUUAUCAAAAAAGCUUAAUCAAACAACAAGCACCGAACGUGUCGAUUAUUUUGACUGCAGUACUAUCGUCUCUAAUACUAAUAUGGAGAAGAAACAAGAAAUGAAGAACGCUGAAACCAAUACAAUGAAAUACAAUUUUUGUACCCAACACCAAAAGGCGUUAGAAACUUUGAGCGAUUGUUCGGCCAUCAAAAGGUUGCGGUACAAUAAAAAAGUUAAACUUGAUAUUUUGGCGAAAUUGAAAAGCAGAAUCAGUGAUGCCUUUAGUUUCUUUUCUUUGGAAAAAAUUGAAAACGUACCACGUUACAAAGCCGAUGAAAAGUAUUUUUUUAAGCUCUAUAGUAGCUUAAGUCUUGAAAAUAUGCAGGGAGAAAGUUUACAUCAAGUCAGAUAAAAAGGAAAAUAAUAUAACAUAAUGGAAAAUCUCAAUUAACGACAAAUACAACUGACUCGUUACCCACCAGGACCCCACAUAAAUUUCAUUAAACCCUAAAAACAACAAACGCCGUAAGUCUAGAGCCGUGUGGACCUAACUCUCCUAACAAUAUCAAAAAUUAAUAAUUAAGUCUUUGGAGUUUUGCUGUACUCAAUAUCAGUUAUGUUUAUAAUUUUUAUUAUUUUAAAGCAUGUAACUGCUUGAUGUUUAAAUCUAAAGAAAAUAUAACUAGAAAAAACAACAAGCACCGAACCGC